AUGGACAAGGGUGCUGCUAGUGCCCCGCCUCAACCUGCUACAAAUGAGCAAAACACACAGACUGCAAAUGGGGGAAAUGGCAAGAAUAUGAUUGAUGUCCUCCACAGUCUUCUCAGGAAUCAGACCGGUGAACAAUUGUCCAACGAAAAAAUGGCCGGCCUUCUCAUCCACAACAUGGAGACUUUGAUAAAGAAUGGCAAGCUCAACCAACAACAAAUUAUACAACUGAAGCGGUUUGCCGAGCAACAUAGACCGAACACGGUUGCCUCAAGUUCCUCCACUCCUACCACACCGGCAAAGUCAAACACCAUCACCACCCCCGUAGCUGCUGCUGCUUUGAAGUCGUCUGCAGGCGACUCGACGCCCACUCUCUCCACGUUAUCAACAGCACCACAAGAUCCCUCUUAUUCCAUAAGUUCCACAUUAAACACUACGAAUCCAGGUCCCGUUCAAUGGCCUGCAACGCGGCCGACCUUGACGGGUGGACUUCCAAGUGGUAGAAUACUUGGAACCCCGUCUCAGAUAGCUCGACCGGAAGACACCACGAUGCUGGCUUUAGAUGACAAUAGGUCGCGUCGCAAGAGCACCCCGGGAGACCAAAGCAUGCGUAGAUCGAUCCAAGAACUCGUUGCAAGUAUUGAUCCCAACGUGAAGGUUGAACCCGAAGUUGAAGAUCUACUUCUAUCCAUCGCCGACGAAUUUAUUGACUCAGUAACAAACUUUUCCUGUCGUCUCGCUAAACACCGAGGUGGUGAUACUCUAGAGGUGAAGGACCUCCAAUUACAUCUCGAAAGAAACCAUAACAUCCGUAUUCCUGGUUUCGCAUCGGACGACACUCGACUUUCUCUCUCACAAUCGUCGAUUCCACCUGUUGCUCAAGCUCCUCCGCCGAAGAAGACUGCACAAGGCACACACAUGACGUUAAGGAGCCAACGUCUACAACAGGUGCAACACGCCAAACGGGAAGCCAAAUUGAUGUAA
Messenger RNA from Marasmius oreades (fairy-ring Marasmius), 981 nucleotides. RefSeq lists its product as uncharacterized. The transcript is spliced from 6 exons. The record is from RefSeq and is a predicted model, not a curated record. Gene Ontology annotation, molecular function: TBP-class protein binding; DNA binding; protein heterodimerization activity. Gene Ontology annotation, cellular component: transcription factor TFIID complex; SAGA complex; SLIK (SAGA-like) complex. Bases 1 to 981 code for a protein of 326 amino acids. Lineage: Eukaryota; Fungi; Basidiomycota; Agaricomycetes; Agaricales; Marasmiaceae. Gene Ontology annotation, biological process: RNA polymerase II preinitiation complex assembly; DNA-templated transcription initiation.